Miscanthus lutarioriparius is the source of this 837-nucleotide messenger RNA. The record is from the annotation of a GenBank genome assembly. Lineage: Eukaryota; Viridiplantae; Streptophyta; Magnoliopsida; Poales; Poaceae.
AUGAAUCUCGACGAGACGGCACCAGUGGAGCUCUCCCUAGGGGAGAUACGGACGAUGGGGGAGCUGGAGACAGACAAGGAGACGGAUGGAGCGGUGAUAGAGGAGGCGGCAGUAGAAGAACAGCUAGUGACCCCGUGGGAGCGCAUCGACGCCGCGCUCGUCGACAGCAUCGCGCACCUCACGUCCCGGCCGCCGCAUCGCUUCCUUCGGCGCGGGAUCUUCUUCGCCCACAGGGAUUUGAACAACAUCCUUGACCUCUACGAGGUAGGGAAGAGGUUCUAUCUGUACACGGGGAGGGGACCAUCAUCAGGCGCUGCACCUCGCCCACCUCAUCCCCUUCAUGUUCACAAAUCUAAAGGGAUAUUUGGAACUAGUCUGUAUGAUAACAAUGGUAAGGUCGGCUUUCCUCCUAAGCAGGCUGCUCCAUCGUUCCCUUCAUCAUUUCUACAUCUCUUUUCUGGAAAUGAUGAACUGAGGUGCCUUAUACCAUGUGCAAUAGACCAGGAUCCUUAUUUUAGGAUGACUCAUGAUGUUGCUCCUAAAAUUGGUUUUGAGAAACCUUCACUGAUUGAAUCAAAAAAUUUCCCUGCACUUCAGGGGGAGAACACUAAAAUGUCAGCCAGUGACCCGAAUUCUGCCAUAUAUGUGACAGAUAGUUCUAAUCAAAUAAAGGAAAAGGUGAAUAAUUUUGCUUUCUCAGGUGGCAGGGAGUCCACAGCGCUCGAGAGGGAAUAUGGUGCCAACAUUGAUGUGGAUGUCCCAAUCAAAUACCUAAACUUCUUCCUUGAAGACGAUGAUGAGCUUGAGCACAUAAAGAAGGUUCAUUUUUCAUGCUGA